Conger conger (European conger) is the source of this 1093-nucleotide messenger RNA. RefSeq names its product NIP7 nucleolar pre-rRNA processing protein (gene nip7). Gene Ontology annotation, biological process: ribosome assembly; ribosomal large subunit biogenesis. The transcript has 5 exons. Bases 137 to 679 code for a protein of 180 amino acids. The record is from RefSeq and is a predicted model, not a curated record. NCBI's taxonomy places the organism in Eukaryota, Metazoa, Chordata, Actinopteri, Anguilliformes, Congridae. Gene Ontology annotation, molecular function: RNA binding. Gene Ontology annotation, cellular component: preribosome, large subunit precursor; nucleus; nucleolus.
UUCAAAGCGCAUGAACGGAACUUCCUCUUCCCGGAUAAGCAAAACACGUGGAGUGGUCGGUACGGUUGCUUGCAGGUCACUUUAAAGUAUCUUCAUCGCCAAACCUUUGGUGAAAAAUAGUUUUUAAAAACCGAAAAUGCGGCCGUUAACAGAGGAUGAAACAAAGACCAUGUUCGAGAAACUCUCAAAGUAUAUUGGAGAGAACAUAAAGCUUUUGGUGGAUCGCCCAGAUGGAACGUAUUGCUUCAGACUUCACAACGAUCGUGUGUACUACGUAAGUGAGAAGAUUCUGAAGUUGGCCACCAAUAUUUCUCGGGAUAAGUUGGUAUCUGUGGGUACAUGUUUUGGAAAAUUCACCAAAACCCAGAAGUUCCGCCUGCACAUCACAGCGUUGGACUUCCUUGCUCCUUAUGCAAAGUUCAAGGUGUGGGUGAAGCCUGGCGCUGAGCAGUCGUUUCUUUACGGGAACCACGUCAUGAAGUCCGGCCUGGGCAGGAUCACGGAGAACACGGCGCAGUACCAGGGUGUGGUGGUGUAUUCAAUGGCAGAUGUACCAUUGGGCUUUGGAGUGGCAGCAAAAACCACACAGGAGUGUCGGCGAGUGGACCCCAUGUCCAUCGUGGUCUUCCACCAGGCCGAUAUCGGGGAGUUCAUCAGGAGCGAGGACACCCUCACAUAAAACGCUUCUCGUUACGCAAGACUGUCCCACCAUUGGCCCCUGGGGAGCCCCGUUUCUGCUCCCUCUGACCAGGGAACACAGACUGUUUGGUGCCUCUGCCUCAGCGAGCAGCCCUGACCCAGCCAGACGAGACGGCGGACAGCCCACGCGGUCCUCACCUCCCCAGGCUUGCUGGGGCAGAGCAGGGCUCAUCACACGCUCUAUAUCACACCAGGGAUGUUCUCCUAAGAUUAAAUAAAUGUUUUAUUUGUUUAUGUUUUUUUGUUUUUUUUCCCCCCCCACUGUUGAAAAUGAACUAAUGCAGUACGCCUUUCGUUGGUCAACCUGUUUAGUGAACUUGUGGACUAAUCAAAAAUCUUGUAUUUGCAAAAUUGUUGGAUUUGGUCAAGAUGUUCAAUAGAAAGUUUAGAUGAA